Molecule: messenger RNA, 848 nt
Organism: Megachile rotundata (alfalfa leafcutting bee)
Lineage: Eukaryota; Metazoa; Arthropoda; Insecta; Hymenoptera; Megachilidae
Biological process (GO): proteolysis
Molecular function (GO): serine-type endopeptidase activity
Source: RefSeq, a predicted model, not a curated record
ACCUAUUUUGCCGAAUUUCCAUGGAUGGUUGCCCUACUAACAGUACAAUCCGAUGGCAAGUACCUGUUUCAGUGCGGCGGAUCCUUGAUUACCGAUAAGGCGGUCCUUACAGCUGCCCAUUGCGUAGCUAAAAGUUCAAUGUUUUUUUUCUUGCAAGAUAACUCAAUUUUUUUGUACUAUCUUGUAAAACGUAAAAUGUUUGUUAGUGAAGGACGAUGGGUAGCGCGUAUCGGUCAAUGGAACUUGAGCUAUCAACCCGGUGAUCAACCGUUGCCUUAUCAAACUGUUAACGUAAAAAAUAUAGUGAUUCAUCCUCAGUUUGACCGCGAUGCUUUGCUCAAUGACAUAGCUGUGCUCAUUCUAAAUGAACCUGUUAAACAGAGCAUAAACGUUGUCCCGAUCUGUAUACCACAGCAGGGAUUGAUAUUUCCUGCUGGUACCAGAUGCAUCGGGACUGGUUGGGGCAAAAAUUCUUUUGGUGGCACGUAUCAGACCGAACUACGGAAAGUACAAGUUCCUAUUGUCGAUAGAAACGAUUGCCAAAAUCGUCUUCGAACGACGGCACUUGGACCCAAUUUUCAGCUGCACAGCUCGUUCACGUGUGCAGGUGGUGAAGCAAACAGGGACACGUGUCGCGGAGACGGUGGAGGACCCUUGAUCUGCCCAUCGGCUUCGGGGCAAUUCUUUCAGGCUGGAAUAGUGUCGUGGGGAAUCGGUUGUGGAACUUCGAACAUUCCUGCCGUUUAUACGAACGUAGCGCAAUAUACGCAGUGGAUCGAACAACAAUUGGUAACUUAUGGAGCGUAACAAAUAAAAUAAAUGUAUUUUAUAAAUUAUUUCAUGUAAUC